GGACGCCGAUUCUACUUUGGCUGUCUUGGGAGCCAUGGCUACCACUGUUGGAAGGCUGCUGCUUUCGUGGCCUGGCUCGGGAUGCGGGGCCUGCCGGAGAUUUAUAGUGACGUCGCCAGCUGCUCAGCUGUCACCCACAGAACUGACAGAAAUGCGGAAUGAUCUUUUUAAUAAGGAAAAAAGUAGGCAGUUAUCGUUAACUCCCCGAACAGAGAAGAUCGAAGUUAAGCAUGUUGGGAAAACUGAUCCUGGCACUGUCUUCGUGAUGAAUAAAAACAUUUCAACUCCUUACAGUUGUGCCAUGCAUUUGAGUGAGUGGUACUGCAGGAAGUCCAUUCUGGCUCUUGUGGACGGACAACCGUGGGACAUGUAUAAGCCUUUGACCAAGUCCUGUGAGAUUAAGUUUCUUACUUUCAAAGACCCUGAUCCAAGAGAAGUGAAUAAGGCUUAUUGGCGUUCUUGUGCUAUGAUGAUGGGCUGUGCAAUAGAAAGGGCGUUCAAAGAUGAAUAUGUGGUCAGCUUGGUCAGAGCACCAGAAGUUCCUGUGAUUGCUGGAGCCUUCUGCUAUGAUGUUGCCUUGGAUAAGAGGCUGGAUGAGUGGACCCCAACAAAAGAGAACCUACAGUCUUUCACAAAAGAUGUCCGUGCUUUAAUGUAUAGGGACCUUCCCUUUGAAACCCUGGAAGUUGAUGCAAAAGUGGCAUUAGAAAUAUUUCAACAUAAUAAGUACAAAGUGGACUUCAUAGAAGAGAAAGCAUCUCAGAGUCCUGAGAGAAUAGUCAAGUUACACAGAAUUGGUGACUUCAUUGAUGUGAGUGAAGGGCCUCUUAUCCCAAGAACAAGUAUUUGUUUCCAGUACGAAGUGUCAGCUGUCCACAGUCUUGAGCCCACUGAGCCGAGCCUCAUACGCAGAUUUCAAGGCCUGUCUUUACCUGUUCACUUGAGAGCACAUUUUACUGUAUGGCACAAACUUUUGGAAAGAUCAAGGAAAAUGGUAACUGAAGAUGAAAUCAGACAGACAGAGGACACUGUAUCUACCCAGUAGUGCUCUAAAAUUUAAAUAUGUAUAGUAAAUUAAAAUAAAAGCUUUUAAUACGAUGUACGAUUGCUUCUGCUCUGUGGAUUUAUAUACUCAUGUUAAAAGACAGUAUG
Acomys russatus (golden spiny mouse) is the source of this 1152-nucleotide messenger RNA. It is a transcript of the gene Mrpl39, whose product is annotated as mitochondrial ribosomal protein L39. The transcript has 10 exons. Lineage: Eukaryota; Metazoa; Chordata; Mammalia; Rodentia; Muridae. The record is from RefSeq and is a predicted model, not a curated record. Gene Ontology annotation, molecular function: nucleotide binding; RNA binding. The coding region runs from base 35 to 1045 and encodes 336 amino acids. Gene Ontology annotation, cellular component: mitochondrion.